AUGGAGUCCUUUAAAGUUGCAUAUUCCAGAAGUAAGUUUAUUUUUGAUUAAAACGCAGAAAAGAAAUCACAACCGACUCACUGGAGAAGGUGUGUUGUACUGAGGUUCAUUUUCACGUGAUUGGUUUAUAUAGGACCACUAAAAUUGCUUGUUACAGACGGUUCUCGCUAUUGGCGCACUUAUUUUUUAAUAAAGCGUUUAAUCCAAGUUCAACAAUACAUGUUUAUAAUCAAGUUAUCUCAAAAUGCGCCUCCCAUUGAGCGAUUCUUCUUCAGUCUUCUGCCUUUCUAUCCAUUUAAAGUCCUUUUAAUUUCUCCAAAGAUCCAGCAUGUCAGCAGUAUGCAUGGUUCAUUAUUCGGCCCAUUGAAGCCCUUUCUUUUCUCUUAAGACCAAUAAGAAUUUCAUUUUCAUCUGAACGAAAAGCCUUCAAGUUUAGAUGCCUUAUUUUUUCACAGGCUAUGAUAAUCGUCAGACAUGGCAAUCGCGUCGUAACACUUGCGGGCAGUCAACACAGUGGGGUACCUGAUUCAGUGGCAAAAAACGUACCAUUUUGCAUUCGGGAAGUAUCAAAAAUGUGGCAAAAUGCUUCCCUCUCCAAGUGAAAAAACACCGAUUUCAGAAACGCGCCCUUUCCCUCACAAAAAACGCCCUUCAAAACAAUUUUUUUCACUUGUAGAGGAAAGCAUUUUGCCAGACUUUUGAUACUUCUCGGAUAAUUAGCUAUUAUUUAUGACUCAUAGCUCAUAAUGACCUAAAGCUCGUGUUGAUCCCAGCAAUCCAUUAGUUCCAACUUCUUGUUCUUUAUUUUAUGCAAGCAGGUGGCCAUCAUAAACCCGCUUCUCAUGUGAUCUUUGGGAAAAUUUAACGAAGUUUUACUCCGGCUGACUUUUAAAUACAUCAAAUGGCUUCUUUUAGCCUAAUGUAUAAUUGACCAUUUUGAAAACAAUACCGCAAUUUCCCGGAACUCCUUAUUUUUGGCUAAUCGCAUUUUGAAGAAAAGGAUGAUGACGGUAUAAAAUGGGCAUCUUUGAACGCCCUCUUGUAGGGCAUUCAUCUUCUUGGGACCUAACUCUUUAGUAAUACAUAGUCUAAGAAUGAUCGAGUUUGAAAAUCCUUUGUAUAUUGAUGAUGAUAUUGUUGAAGAGCCGGAAGCUUCCAAACAAAUCGGUAAUCCAGCACUUUCAUGGGCUUGUUUCCUGUCGACUUACCGCAGUUUUUGGUGGUUAACCUGAUAAGCUAAUACCAUUCCUUCAGAUAUGAAUGUCCAGCAUCACAAAAACUCCAGCACGAUGCAGCAGAUCAUGGAGCUUCAAGCACAGCGCGCGGAAUUCAAGUAAGUAGAGACUGGGGUUGAACACACUUAAAAGACGAUUUCUGAGUCAGUGCGUCAGCCGUGGACAUAGGAAAAAAUCGAUUUUGAGUUUUUUGCACUAAAAUGGCUGUUGGAAGGUGCUAAGCAAAAGCGAACAGUAUUUUUUCCCAAAACUUUCAUCAAGGUAUAUUUUUUUACAAUUUACUGUUUUAGAAGUAAUAGCCUCUAGCUGUCGUACCUUACCUUACUGGGCGAUGAUUUGACGGUUACUGAAGUUUUUGACCCUUGCGAUGACGACGGAAUCAUUAUUUUUCCGAUUUUCCUACUGUAACAUACCGUAAUACCGUAUCGGCCGCUAAAAAACGGCCGUAGAAUCUUUCUUUCUGAAAAUUUCACAGGCGAUUUUACGAUUUUUGGAAUCAGCAUAAAAUUCUGCUCUAGAGGCAAUCAAAAAAGUUCAAAAAAGCUGCGACAAAUUUCGUGGUAUAGUGGUUAGUGGUCGGGACUACCAAUCCAGCGACCCGGGUUCGAGUCCGGCCGGGUGCGAAUAUCGAAAAGAAGUCCGAAAUUAAAUUUAUUGUGAUUCAGAGGUUUGUAUAUUUUGCCAUGAGCAAUUAUCAAUGUCAAUGGUAGCUGGAUUCGAGGCUAAAACGGGGUUUAUAUAAUUUUAGAGGCUCAAUACGUGAAAAAAUAAAAGUGCUUCAAACCGGUUGAAAUUGAUAAUACUUAUUCUAAGGGCUACUCUAAAACACUUUCUCGUUAACUUUUUUUUGUAACUUACUGUAACAUGGAUUACUGUGACAUGAAAUCCAAUUUUACUUUUUGCAUACCACGGGGCGUAGACAGCUCGGACUUUAACCAUAUUGAGAGAGAUGGUUAAUAACGAGUUGGUUUGCAUACAAAAAUUUUUUAUGGCCGCACAGUUUGAAACAACAGAGUUAUUUCACGCAGUUUUGUCAGAUAGCGAUGAUAUAAUGACACACUGGAAAUGAAGCGGAAAUUUAUUUUGUGUACCUAUAGUGGACCUUCGUUGCUGUUUGAACGAGCUAGUCAAAAAAACUCGAGACUGGAUGCAACAAUUUUGAAGAAAAUCCCGCUUAAGUACAAAAUCUUUAUCUUACUGUAGUGCAUGGAACAGUAAGCUACCAAAAAAAAGUUAACGAGAGAGUGUCUUAGAAUAGCCCUUAGAAUAAGUAUUAUCAAUUUCAGCCGGUUUGAAGCACUUUUAUUUUUUCACGUAUUGAGCCUCUAAAAUUAUAUAAACCCCGUUUUAGCCUCGAAUCCAGCUACCAUUGACAUUGAUAAUUGCUCAUGGCAAAAUAUACAAACCUCUGAAUCACAAUAAAUUUAAUUUCGGACUUCUUUUCGAUAUUCGCACCCGGCCGGACUCGAACCCGGGUCGCUGGAUUGGUAGUCCCGACCACUAACCACUAUACCACGAAAUUUGUCGCAGCUUUUUUUGAACUUUUUUUGAUUGCCUCUAGAGCAGAAUUUUAUGCUGAUUCCAAAAAUCGUAAAAUCACCUGUGAAAUUUCCAGAAAGAAAGAUUCUACGGCCGUUUUUUAGCGGCCGAUACGGUAUUACGGUAUGUUACAGUAGGAAAAUCGGAAAAAUAAUGAUUCCGUCGUCAUCGCAAGGGUCAAAAACUUCAGUAACCGUCGAAUCAUCGCCCAGUAAGGUAAGGUACGACAGCUAGAGGCCAUUACUUCUAAAACAGUAAAUUGUAAAAAAAUAUACCUUGAUGAAGGUUUUGGGGAAAAAUAUUGUUCGCUUUUGCUUAGCACCUUCCAACAGCCAUUUUAGUGCAAAAAACUCAAAAUCGAUUUUUUCCUAUGUCCACCCCUAACAGACGGCUGAUGCACUGACUCAGAAAUCGUCUUUUAACAUUCAUCAAAUGUAUUUUUUCUUAUUGGUCACAAACAAAAUUACGACUACGAACGGUGAAAUGUGCACCAUGAGAAAUGGUGAGAUUAGCCUCUCCAGAGCAAACACUAAAGCCGUGGAAACCGGCUUUAUAAUAGCAGAGGAAAACCCUCAUAACCAAAUUAAUUUCGGCUCUGUCCACACGCUAUACAUAUUCUAAUUGUGUCGCAGCUAAACUAAAUUUUGCUACAAUGGACCUGAACGCACUGAACGCCAAUGUUCGUAGGGAGAGUUUGUUAACCAUUAACACCUCGAUUUCAAUAGGAACGUCAUUAGACUUUCCGGUCUGUGAUAGGUGAGAAUAAUUUGCACUUAAAUUGGUUAGCUUAUCAGUCUCUCGGUUAAAUAAUGAGCGUAAUGUCGCUGAGCCAAUCGCGUGACUGAAGUGAAAAGCAAUUUGAGUUUGCCGCAACACAGCUUCGACGCGAUUCUUGCUGCGACAGAGUGCUCAUUAUUUUCCUUACGCUGUAGAAUAGACAUGGCUCUCGGACCGCGCCAAAGUGCAGACUAGAAAAGGGCCCAAAGAUUUUUUUGAGGUUACCACAGUUCGUUGAGAGAACGACGUCUAUAUUAUAGGACGUCUAUCUAUAAUAUAAGUGACAACUUUUAAUUUUUUGACUGAUUGUUAGAUUUAAAAUUUUUAAAAAUCGUUUCUACAAUAUUGUAUGUAUAUUGGUCAUCUGAGUUGUCAUGGCUUUUAUCCAACAAAAAAAAUUUAUUUUUUUUUAUUUUUUUGCCAAAUUCAAUGCAAAAGGAAUGUUUUUUCCGGAAGCGAAACGCCAUUCUUCAUUAAAUUGUAAUAUAUUCUGGAAAGGAACAAAACAAAAAAAGAAACGGAUGGAAAAGCCUAAAAGGGGGCUCAUAAGUUGUCUCUUGAAUAAGACAAAUUUAAGCUCAGAUGUGGCCCAAAGCUCAGGGAUUUAUAGUUAUGUGACUUUUUUCAGCUUUUACCAUCACCUUUUGUAAUUUAUUUAUUGCAUAAAAGCCGCCAGCCACUUGUAAGUUAAUUGGAUUUUCGAAAACCUAGACGGCAAAUUUAGUCAUGAAAACCCUUCAGCGUGCUCUUUUCAAAAAUGUUCUGCUUCAUGGGGAGCGAAAAUGGCAUUUCCGUCCACUGAACAUUGUUUACUGCUUGUCAUCCAGACAAAAAUUUUGGAAUUUUUUAUAAUUUUUUGUUCCUUAAGCAAACCACCGUCAAGGUUCAGAUUGUAUGUUUUGGCUAUAUCAUUUCGGGAAAAUAAUGUGGAUUCGACGUGCUUUGAAGUCGCCCGUCAACGAUUUGCGACGGCUAGCCGGGGCUGGAGACUUGGUGUAGCGACAAAUCCACAUUAUUUUCCCGACUGCCUGCUACUUUCUAGUGAUCCUUGGUCGUAAAAAAAUCGUCUAAACGGAUGAUGACGAGCAAAGCGAAUUCAAAAAUUGGGCUGUUUCCAAAGGGAGAUUUCAUUUAUGCAAAGUUGUAAAAUUUGAAGUCCAUUACUGCGCCAAUAAAACAAUCUUGUUCUUUCGCGAGUAUCACUUUUAUAAAUUACCAUAUAAGCAAACAAAUUACAGCUUAAAACUCCAAGGAAAGCCGAUAAAUCAUCUGGAAUGGUCAUUUAACAAGAGAUUUAUCGACUGCCAAAAAAAUGCGGGUUCCGGAAGAAGAUGAGGAAAUAGAUGUGUUGGUUCCUUUUCUAUUUUUUUUUGUUUGGGACAAUCCCAGUAAAUCUCCGGAGAUAUCCAGAAAGAGACGCAUUUAAAACCCUAAGGCAUUUUAUGCCGUUCGCUCUAAAAAAUGCUCCAUUUCAGCGCGCAAAUGCAAUAUGGUGGAGAUCAGGAUUUCAAAAGCAAAUUGCAACAGUAUUUCCUCGAAAAUCAUCGUUGGAGUAAGUGCACACUGUUUUUUGUACAACAUGAAUUAGGGCAGAAUAACUGAAAAUUUCCGUUUAAGGUUUCGGUAUUCGAGCACUAAAUUUCACCGUCAAAGUCAUGUCCUGUAUCUUAUAUUGCAUUCAAGUCGUCUGGAAUAGUAGUAAGAUGCCGGAACAAGUCAGCAACAUAUCAUUUAUUCCGUCGGAAUAUAACUACCUGAUCUGGACUAACCGGGCCGAACCGAUUUGGGCCGCCCAAGUCAUCGUGGCAUUGAUAUCAAUUACGCUGACAAUGACAAUAUUCUUUGUCACCUACAAAGUAACUCACGGUUUUGAACCUUCGGCCGGCAGAUUUGUUGAUAAUUAAACGUUUUUUACAGGGCAGUAUAAUCCGUUUGUUCACCUACAGUCAUUUCUUGCUUGAACUCCUAACGGGAGUCCCAUUAAUUAUUUCGGUAAGCCAUAAGAUCCGUUGAAAGACAGUUUUUUCGCUUCAGAUUUCGUUUGUCGAUUUACGAUACCUGAAUCUGCCAAUCUACCUGAAUUGUUGGAUUGCGGACGGAAUCUUGCAGGAUAUGAUUCACGAUUACUACCGAUCCUCCGUCAAGUACGAUAUGAAAGUCCUGAACAGGGAGAUACAGGCCUUGGUUUCGACGUUGAUCUGUUUAAUGCUGACUGGCGCUUGCGGAAUGGAGGCGUUGCAGCGGGGAGGAUCGUCCAAAUACGAUCUCUUUACCUCUUUCUACUUUGUCGUGGUUUCGUUCUCAACUGUCGGCUAUGGCGAUGUGAAGCCAGAUACCACCCUGAGCAGGUUGUACGUGAUGUUGUUGAUAAUCGCUGGUAUUUGUGUGCUGCCGAAGAAAGUAAGUCAUUUUAGUUAGCAAUUGCAGGCAUGUGUGAGAAUAUGCAUACUUUUGCGAUUUCUUUAGGUCGAGGCGCUGACUCAAACCUGGCUCGAGAAGGAAAAAGCCGGGUUCGACAAAACCAAGGGAUUCUCCCCAACCAGCAAACAUAUUGUUGUUACUAUUCCUACACUUGAUGCUGACUUUGUCAGUGACUUCUUGAAUGAGUUUUAUGCCCACAAAAAACAUCAGGUAAGACCAAGAAUUUCAUCUAAUACCCCGUCAUGUUAAGGGAUUUAUGGUCGUCCUUCUAUCACCUUGCGAGUUAGACGUUGGCAUGAAGAACCUCCUACGAAUUCCGCUCUGGUCAGAUCGAGUCCUCUUUGUCCGAGGCACUGCAUUGAAGGACGAAGAUCUUGCCCGUUGCAACAUGGUCGCAGCCAGAGCUUGUUUCAUCCUCAGCUCGAGGAACAACCAAGACAAGAAGAUCGCGGUAAGAAGGCUUUUGUAAGCGGUUUAAAGCUCGUCCGUUUCCAGUAUUUAUGAUUAAUGGUGCCUCGAUAAUAAGACAAAAUAUAUUCGGAAGACAUAAAAAGCCUGUGGGGGUAUAGCUCAGGGGUAGAGCGCUCGCUUCGCAUGCGAGAAGUCUGGGGUUCAAUUCCCCAUACCUCCAACAGCUUUUUUCCAAAAAAAUCUUUAUUCUAUAGAUUGUCCACCCUAGGGCGACCGCAUUUUUCUUUGAACUAUCGUAUUUUAUUAGAUUUUGUUUUAGGACCAACAAACAAUUCUUCGAUCUUGGGCAGUCAAGGAUUAUGCUCCAGAAGUGCCACAAUACGUUCAAGUAUUCCGAACAGAGGCCAAGUUGCAUAUUGAUCAUGCUCAUAUGGUAAUUUGCGAAGACGAAUUCAAAUUCUCACUUCUGGCCAAUAAUUGCAUUUGCCCGGGAAUCUCUACUUUUAUUACCCUGCUGAUGCACACUUCGCAAGGAGAGUAAGUCAUCAAAAAAAAGCAUAUCCACUUCAUAGAGAGGGUCAAAAGUCCUCCGAACUAUGGCAUCGUAUAUACGGAUUCCACUCGGGAAAUGAGAUUUACGAUAUUCUGGUCAAAGACAGCAAAUUUUUCUUCGAUUAUGUCGGGAAAACCUUUGCUUACACGUCGUUCCAUGCUCAUAGAACCUACGGAAUAUGUCUAGUUGGAGUGAAAAAGGGCGAGAAAGGCAGUCGAAUUCAGCUGAAUCCCGGCCAUCAACACGUGGUUCAGAUCAGCGAUCGAUUUUAUUACAUAGCGCUGACGAAUGAGGAGAGCAUCCGAGAUUUGCAUAAGCUGACAAAGAAACAUAACACCACUGCGCACAUCGCCAAUCUAGGUGAGUUAGAACUGAUUUUAGAGGUGGCUUGUAGCCACAGUCUGGCUCAUUGCUAAAUGUCUUCAGGAAGCCUUGCCAUGGACCUGCCGGGAAGUGUAAAUGAAAAACGGAAAAGUCGGUUGUCAAAGCUCAAAAAGCGAGCGUUUACAACUUCACAGGAUGCGAAACGACACAGUAAGCGGACAGCUGACAGGACGUCAAGUAUUGACGCCGUAACCGGUGCUUAUGAGCUCAGUUCGGAUGAUGAUAUCGCUGACUGUAUUUUGUGCCCAGGCAUUAGUUGCAUAGCGGAUGAGUAAGUCUUACGGAGUAAAAAAAUAGAUUUUUCUGCCAAAAGAAAAUAUCGGCUUAAUUUUUAGCUUAUCGGCUUUACGGCUAUUUCUGCCCACCGUAAAUUUUUAAUUCCAGGGUUGUCAAAAGCUACCCGCCGGUCAACGCCUACAUUGGCUCCAAUCCAACGUUGUGCUACACUUUAAAGGAAAGAAAGAACCAUUGUUGCCUGAGGCUGGAUGAGGUAGGACAGGAACUAAUGAGUAUGAAGGAUAACUCAAUUCAUUCCAGCCUUGUGAACACGUUGACUACACCACCGCUACCUCCUACAACUUCCGCAAUAAGCCGAUUAUUGUUGCCGCGGACAAGGCCACUGCCGGACUUUAUAACCUCCUCUUGCCAUUACGAUCAUUUUAUCGGCCGGUUCACGAUCUCAAGCCUAUUAUUCUGCUCCUCCAACUUGACAACAGUAAAGGCGGGUGGGUUUGGGCACUGUAUAUUUGAAAUUAUUCCAAAAUUUUUAGCAAUCCCAAGCCCAGCGACGCAUUUUUGGAUGUAAUAUCGCAUUUCCCGGAUAUUUACUGGAUGCAGGGGAAAAUUUCGAAGUCAGUUUUAAAGAAAUUAUUUUUCAAGUGUUAAUUGCAUAAUCACUAAAUAAUUUUCAGUUUGGACAAUCUUCUGCGAGCCGGAGUCAACAAUGCCGAGCACUUUAUCGUGGUUAAGCAAGCCAAUACUGAGCUGGAAGUUCAACUUGCUGAUUGUGGCACGAUCGUUACUGUCCAGAAAAUCCAUAGGUAAGCUGUUUGCUGCACUUUUCAAGCAUUUUCAGGAUGUUUCCAAAUCUCAAAAUCACAACCGAACUCGUCUCCGAAUCCAACAUGAGAUUCGUUGAAUUCGACGCCAAUGAUCCGUAUGCCCUCCAGCAGUCAAAAUACGAGAAAAAGGAGAAGAAACGUGGUUCCAGUCUGGCCUUUAUGUUCCGACUUCCGUUCGCGAGCGGCAGCGUCUUCUCCGCGCACAUGCUGGAUCGUCUGUUGUACCAGGCGUUCCUGAAACCGUAUUUGUGCGACUUCCUCAAGAUUCUACUCGGCAUCGACCAGUCCGCUGGUAGUGGGUAUCUGGCGUCGGUAAGCAGGGUUUGGCAAUGCUAGGCUUUCAAGAAAUUGACAAAUUCGGCUUCAAACUUUGCUUCAGAUCGAAAUAACCGAAGACGACAUGUGGAUCAAGACCUACGGCCGUCUCUUUCAAAAGUUGUGCUCGUCGGUGGCCGACAUUCCAAUCGGAAUCUAUCGGACAAUCGACGUCAGCCAGCAUCAAAACAACGUCACCAUCGAAGUGGAUGAGGCGGAAUUCGAAGAGGAAGAAAGGGACGAAAAUAAAUCGUUGUUGAAUGAAAAUAACAAAGGGAAUGUGCAGGAUCUUGUGAAACAACGAAUGAAGUCAUUGCAACUCAACGUUACCCAAUACAGUGGGUUUUUUUUUAAGUGGAAGUUAGCUGUUGACGUUAUUCAUACUACUUUAUAUAUACACAUAAGUCAUCACCUUUCCAGAAGAAACCCUCGAUUUCCGACGGAAGAUCUCAUAUGUGAUUAUCAACCCAUCGUUUGAUCUGGAGCUCCAUGCAGGCGAUAUUGUCUACGUGAUUAGAUCCCCAGUCUCCGAAAGCACUAAAACCAAAAAGAUCGACCCGAGAGUCGGCCUGAGGAAAAAGGUGCCUAGCCGCGAAUUCCCGCGCUCUGGAGAUGAUAGAAAUUCUUCGAUGGAUCAGUAA
Messenger RNA from Bursaphelenchus xylophilus (pine wood nematode), 9337 nucleotides. NCBI's taxonomy places the organism in Eukaryota, Metazoa, Nematoda, Chromadorea, Rhabditida, Aphelenchoididae. The record is from the annotation of a GenBank genome assembly.